Molecule: messenger RNA, 3379 nt
Organism: Scomber scombrus (Atlantic mackerel)
Lineage: Eukaryota; Metazoa; Chordata; Actinopteri; Scombriformes; Scombridae
Gene: nlrx1
Product: NLR family member X1
Exons: 12
Coding region: 202-3066 (954 amino acids)
Biological process (GO): negative regulation of canonical NF-kappaB signal transduction
Cellular component (GO): mitochondrion
Molecular function (GO): protein binding
Source: RefSeq, a predicted model, not a curated record
UAUCAUGAAGUACAGGAUGUGACUUGGUGUGUAGCAUUGAUCCUUAGAGUCAGCCAAGGCGGCGAAAAACGGAAUAUGAAUGAACAGAAAUAAGUUGACCUCGGUGUCCGAGCUGAGGGACAGGCGGGAGAAAAGGACACAGGACGAAGACGUUGGUAAAGCACAGAGCUCUCUGACAGCAAGAGGCAACAGGACAGAAGGAUGAGUUCACUGCCCAGACAGCUGACAGCAGUAUGGAGGUGGAAGAGAAGGUUGGAGGUUUCCCUCGACCCAGCUACUUGCUUUCACUGCAGGACCUUCUGCUCUACAGCUUCAGAAGCAGAUCCCAUAGAGAUCCACAAGAGGAAGCUCUUACUGUGGUUCAGCCACCUUCCUCCAGAAGAGAAACAGUUUGGAGGCUACUUCAGCCCAGAGACCAUGCAUGUGGAUCCACUGAUCCUGGAAACAAAACCUGAGGAGAGAGCAGGACUUCUUAGCUCCCCUCUCCAAACCCAGGCUUCCUCCAGCCCCUGUGUGACUGUGGAGCAGCUGUUUGAUUCCACUGGUGCCCGGAGUGAGGACCGAGGACUCAAUGUGUUGCUGUAUGGUGCUGUGGGAACAGGAAAAAGUACAGUGGUCCGAAAACUGGUGCUGGACUGGUGUGCUGGGACCACCCUGACCCACUUCAAGCUGCUGGUUCCUUUCUCUUGUGAGGACCUCGGCCAACUGACAAAGGUGGCCUCCUUGAGGGACCUGGUGAGCAGGAAGUACCUCCACUUGAGAAAACACCCUCUGCUGAGUGGAGAGGGAGACCAGGCCAAGGAUGUGCUCUUCCUCUUUAACGGGAUGGAAAGGAUGAAACUGGACUUCCGGAUCGGAUCCACAGAGCUCUGCAGCGACCCAAAUGAGCCACUGCCUGCAGGUGUGGUGGUGGUCAACCUGCUCAGGAAGUACCUGCUGCCUGAGGCCAGUGUCUUGGUCACCACCAGGCUGUCUGCCCUGGACCGUAUUCCUCAGAAGUAUGUGAGUAGCUAUGCACAGAUAUGUGGCUUCAGGGACCCGGACCGUCAGCGGGCCUACUUCACCAGCCGCCUACUGCAGCAGAGCGGGGAGACAGCACAGAAGUACGUAGAACUGCUUUACCUCAACCUCCAGAGAGAGAGCCAGCUGGCUGCAGCCUGCUUCAUCCCAUCCUACUGCUGGCUCACAUGUGCUACCUUACACUUCCUGCAUUUCACUAACGCCAAGGCACCCAUCCGCACUCUGACUGGCAUUUACACCAGUUUCCUCAGGCUCAACUUUGGAGGCGAGGUGCUAGGAACAGGAGUAGGAACAAGUGUGCCCACUCAGGAGCCCAACAGCUCUCUGAUGUUGUAUGUAGUCCGUACGGUUGGAAAACUUGCAUUUGAUGGUGUGACAAACAAACGCACGUCGUUCUCAGAAAAGGAGCUGGAGCAGUGGAUAGGAGGGGAGACCAAGACGGAUGAGGAGCUUCGUCAGCUGGCCACGUUCCGAACUGACGUAUUAGACUUCUUCUUAGCUCCCUGUGUUGAGAGUGGCAAGUAUUUACCAGGAGAAUUCAGUGAGAAUAAUGAGAAGAAAUAUGUAUUUGCUGUCCCAGCCAUGCAAGAGUACCUGGCUGCUCUCUAUGUGGUUCUAGGAGAGAAUAAAUCUGCUCUACAGAAGAUGACUAAACAGGUGUCUAUGGCCAUCGGUCAGGCAGGUGAGGAUGUCAGUGCCAUCGUCAACAUCCUCUCUAAGUUCAUCCCCAUCAGAGUCUUUGCUGUCUUCAACCUCCUCAAGCUUUUUCCAACACUCUACGAGAAAAUCAGCAGUCGCACCAAAGGCAGCAUUGCCAGAACCAUGGCAACUGAGCUGUUCCGCACCGAGGACAGCUACAACGAGGAUGUCCUGGAUCAGGUGGAGCAAAGCCUGCUCGGGGUCCAUGGCCCGCAGCCAAAGCAGCACAGUGAGGGCAAGCCUUUCGAGCUCUACCCCAUCUUCAUGGGUGGACUGUUGCAUUAUGGUAACCGAGUCCUUCUCCAGCAACUUGGGUGCAGUAUUAAGAGCACCACUGUGGCCCAGAUCACACAUGCUCUUCGGAAGCACCUUGUCAGAGAGCUCAACAAGCCACAGCCACCAGAGGAACUGAUGGAUCUGCUCGUCCUCCUGUAUGAGUUUCAGAACCCCAGACUCACUGCAGAGGUCCUGGCCUCAAUCAGAGCCAUUCGCCUCCCCAACAUUCGUAUGACAUCACUCAAAUGCUUCGUUUUGAGUACCGUGCUCUCAUGCGCCCCUGCAAGCUAUCAUGUUGAAGAAAUGGACCUGUCCUCCUGUCUCCUGACUCAUGACAUGCUUCAAAUGCUGUGGCCUGCCUUCAGACAUGCACAUGCCCUCAAUCUGCAGUUUAACAGCCUGGGUCCUGACUCCUGCAUCCUCCUGAGAGAUCUCUUACUAGACCCAAAGAGUGCUAUUAAAUCCCUACAAUUGUGUGACAACCCUCUGCUGGAAUCUGGAGCCUGCACCCUUCUAGAGGCCCUGCCAGAGAACCAGUCCCUGAGGCAUCUGUCCCUGAUGCACACUGGCAUGGGGGACAAGGGGGCCCUGCAGCUGGCUGAGAGGCUCCAGCAGCACACCGGGCUCCAGGAGCUCAAUGUGGCCUACAACAACAUUGGAGAUAACGCUGCUCUGGCCCUCGUGGAUGCCUGCAGGGAACACCCCAGCAUUCAUACCGUGCAUUUGUACCUGAACCCUCUCAGUGAUGUGGGGAAGCAGUCCCUGUAUGUCCGAGGCGUUCCUAAGAGCAGUGGCAGCGAGCGGCGGGUCAAGGUCCUGGCUUCAGUUACUGAAGGCUCUGACAUCUCUGAGGGCUGGCACCCCAUCCUGAGAGUGAUACGAGACAAUGCUUCAUCCUGGGACCGGCAGCGUGUACAACAGCAACUUCAGGUUUUCCUCAGGGAUCUGGAGUGGGGGCGUCAGCAGCAGCAGAGCCUCUUGAAGCGGCUACACUUCCGCAGGGUGGAGAAGGAUGUCCGAAAGACACUAAGGAUGCUCGAGAAGGACACUCCACCUCCGUCCACAGGAUAAAGCAAGUAGUCAGCAAAAGUCAAGAGGUGAAAAGGCAAUAGAUGUCAUCAGCAGUACUACAAGUUUGUAUUUGAAUGUAACUACAUUAGUCUAAGUUGGAGGUAUAGCAUCUUUUUUUCAUCCAGUCAGUAAUAUUUAUAAAGCAGCUUUUAUUAUAUGUCAUAACCCAAAUGCAGGACUCAGGCAGUAUGAGCUGAUCAAUAACUUCUUUAUUUUAGCUCGAAUGCAGGCGAAGAAACACACAACUAAACAUCACAGAACAAACUGAACAGAACUAAACAUCACAGAACAAACUGAACAGAACUAAACAUCA